Alternaria rosae is the source of this 1008-nucleotide messenger RNA. RefSeq lists its product as uncharacterized. The record is from RefSeq and is a predicted model, not a curated record. Bases 363 to 743 code for a protein of 126 amino acids. Lineage: Eukaryota; Fungi; Ascomycota; Dothideomycetes; Pleosporales; Pleosporaceae. The transcript is spliced from 2 exons.
GCUUACGCCUGAGACACUACUUGGAACGCCUCCACUACCAACACCGCACGCGACACGUAGCGGCUCGCUCGUUCCGAAGCACAAGCAACGCUAACUAUUUCUGCAGAAGCAUACCCGAUCUGCGAUGAUGUGAGCAAGGGCCUUGUCAGAGUUUGAUGGCAAUCUCAGAUGGGGAAUUACAUCAAAUCGACGUCACCGGUGGGGCAACCGCUCCCCACUGCUAUAAUAAAACCACGACGCGCCUGAACACUCUUUUCUUUUCAGUAUCACAACCACAAAUUCUAUAACAUCUUCACGACUAAACUCGCAUUCUCGACGACUUUAUCUUUCUUACCAUACCAACAACCACAAACACAUUCAAAAUGGUUUCUUCUCAGCAAGGCUACGCUCCCACCACCACCGACAUGAAGGGUAACACCCAGGCUGUCAACAAGGCUCAGUCCAACCUCCCUCUCCCCGAGCAGCCCCCUGUCGCCUCCGACUUCAACUCCGCCGAUGCUAGCACCGUAAACGUUGGCUCCGGUGGCCAAGAAGCCUCUUUCUCCUCCGGCGGUGGUGCCAUCCGCGACCCUGCUGUCGGCGCUGGCGGUGUUUCCGGACGUGAGGCCAAGGACGGACUUGGUGGCAUCCCCAACGACGCUGUCUCGCGCGAGGCAAAGGAUAAGGCUGGUCUUGCCGAUACCACUGGCAAGGACUACGGAUACCCACAGAAGAACGACCCCAGCGCGGGCGUCAAGCAGUAGAGUACUGUUAAAGGAGGAGUAAUGAGAUACCCGAAGCAUCAUGGGAUUGUAUGAUUAUGGCUACUAUCACUGCGCUUAGUGGCGGACUGCAAGAGCAGUCUUACGAUGACCAAUGAAUGAAAUGAAUGAACAAACAACCAUGUCAUCUCUUUGUCGAAUUGUGAUGUCGUGAUGAAGACGACAAUGUAUGGAUGGACCUAAACGUACUAUUCCAAACUUCGUGUCAACGCCUCACGCAAUUCGGAUUAGAUUGCGCAUGCGACAG